GCCUCGAGGGGGGAAAGGCACACGUGAACUUCCAGCGCCUCUGCAGACCCUGAGGGCCCUGGGUUCGAGGAGCUCUCAGCUGUGGGUCUGAGCCCUGGGACAGAAGCCGGCAGGUGGGGCGGGUGACUCGACAAGGGGACGCCGCGGGGCUCGAGACACUGCGGGGCAGCCCGAGGAAAAGGCGCGCUUGCGGGCCUGGGUUUGUCCCUGGGAACCCAGGAGGGGCGGGGCCACGCAGCUCAUUAGCAUAGACCGCGCCCCCUCCCACGCGCAGGCCGGCGGCCCGGGCCCCGCGGCGCUUCCCUCGGCUGCUGGCUGGCGGCUGCUCCCGGCUCAGCUCGGCUCCGGCUGCGCCCCGGCUCGCGCCCCGCCCCUGCCGCCAGCUCGCGCCGCCAUCGCCCUGCAAGAGAGGCGGGCGCCGGGGGCUGCUCGCAGGCGCCGCGGCCUCGCGGGAGGCGCUCGCCGGCGGAGAUGUACGGGGUGUGUGGCUGCUGUGGGGCCCUGCGGCCCAGAUAUAAGAGGCUGGUUGACAACAUCUUCCCAGAAGAUCCUGAGGACGGCCUGGUGAAGACCAACAUGGAGAAGCUGACCUUCUAUGCCCUGUCGGCCCCUGAGAAGCUGGACCGCAUUGGCGCCUACCUCUCUGAGCGCCUCAUCCGCGAUGUGGGCCGCCACCGCUAUGGGUACGUGUGCAUCGCCAUGGAGGCGCUGGACCAGCUGCUCAUGGCCUGCCACUGCCAGAGCAUCAACCUGUUCGUGGAGAGCUUCCUCAAGAUGGUGGCGAAGCUGCUGGAGUCGGAGAAGCCCAACCUGCAGAUCCUUGGCACCAACUCGUUUGUCAAGUUCGCCAACAUCGAGGAGGACACGCCGUCCUACCACCGCAGCUAUGACUUCUUCGUGUCCCGCUUCAGUGAGAUGUGUCACUCCAGCCACGAGGACAUGGAGAUCAAGACCAAGAUCCGGAUGUCGGGCAUCAAGGGGCUGCAGGGCGUGGUGAGGAAGACGGUCAACGACGAGCUGCAGGCCAACAUCUGGGAGCCGCAGCACAUGGACAAGAUCGUGCCCUCACUGCUGUUCAACCUGCAGCAUGUGGAGGAGGCCGAGAGCCGGUCCCCCUCACCCCUCCAAGCUCCGGAGAAGGAAAAGGAGAACCCAGCAGAACUGGCAGAAAGGUGCCUUCGGGAGCUGCUGGGCCGGGCCGCCUUUGGCAACAUCAAGAAUGCCAUCAAGCCGGUCCUCAUCCAUCUGGACAACCACUCGCUGUGGGAGCCCAAGGUGUUCGCCAUCCGCUGCUUCAAAAUCAUCAUGUACUCCAUUCAGCCGCAGCACUCCCACCUGGUGAUCCAGCAGCUCCUGGGCCACCUGGAUGCCAACAGCCGCAGCGCGGCCACCGUGCGGGCAGGCAUCGUGGAGGUCCUGGCGGAGGCGGCCGUCAUCGCAGCCACCGGCUCCGUGGGGCCCACGGUGCUGGAGAUGUUCAACACCCUGCUGAGGCAGCUGCGGCUCAGCAUAGACUACGCGCUGACCGGGAGCUACGACGGGGCCAUCAGCCGGGGCACCAAGAUCAUCAAGGAGCAUGAAGAGCGCAUGUUCCAGGAGGCCGUCAUCAAGACCAUAGGCUCUUUUGCCAGCACGCUGCCCACCUACCAGCGCUCCGAGGUGAUUCUCUUCAUCAUGAGCAAAGUCCCGCUGCCUUCUCUGCACCAUGCCGUGGAGACGGGGCGGACCGGGGAGAACAGGAACCGGCUGACCCAGAUCAUGCUGCUCAAGUCCCUCCUCCAGGUGAGCCGUUCUGCCCCCAUGUUUGCAGCCCCUACCCAGGACCCCAGUGGUGCAGGUUGCACACUGCACAAGGUGCCAGUCAGCAGCCAGCCUGGGCAUCUGCUUUGAACUUUCAGUGGGGCUCUUAAUCAGCUACAGACACCCCUGCCAUGCAGGCAUAUCUGUGCCGGGAAGCAAGCCAUUGGUUCCUGUCCUCUUUCCCUCCACAGACCUCCUGAGGGUCUUCACUGCCCUGUUUGGCCCUUGUGCCCACCUCAGUUUCUCAGCUUUCUCUGCUUAGGUCUCCUUAUAAGCGAGUGAGGACCAGAGUGCCACUCUAGCACGUGCAGCACCAGGGGUCAUGCAAGAUCUCAGGCGUGCAGGUCUGGUGCUCUCCCCACUGUACGGCCGCUGGACUGUCCUUGCUUUCACAGGCCUCUUCUGGCAUCCUUGCAGUCCUCAUUCAAGUCAAGAGUCAUUGCUCUCCAAUCCCAUCGUCUUGGCCAGCUUAUCAGAGUGAGUGGCUCUCCCAGAGGUGCUGAGCCUGGAGCCUGCAGUGACUGGAUAAACCCCCCUGGAAGUCAGGCUCAGCCAUGACCCAGCACCCAGACCUCUCAUAGAGUAUUCUCUUAGUUUUUUCUUCUUCUCCUCUCUCUUCCUUCUUAUUUAUUUAUUAUUAGCACUGCUCAGCUCUGGCAUGUGGUGGUGCUAGGGAUUGAAUCUGGGACCUUUGUUGCCUCAGUCAGGAAAAGUCUUUGCAGAACCAUUAUGCUUCCUUCCCAG
Messenger RNA from Erinaceus europaeus (western European hedgehog), 2544 nucleotides. It is a transcript of the gene EFR3B, whose product is annotated as EFR3 homolog B. Gene Ontology annotation, cellular component: plasma membrane. The coding region runs from base 472 to 1890 and encodes 472 amino acids. The record is from RefSeq and is a predicted model, not a curated record. The transcript has 12 exons. Gene Ontology annotation, biological process: protein localization to plasma membrane. NCBI's taxonomy places the organism in Eukaryota, Metazoa, Chordata, Mammalia, Eulipotyphla, Erinaceidae.